This is a messenger RNA of Osmerus eperlanus (European smelt), 3304 nucleotides long. RefSeq names its product chondroitin sulfate N-acetylgalactosaminyltransferase 2 (gene csgalnact2). Lineage: Eukaryota; Metazoa; Chordata; Actinopteri; Osmeriformes; Osmeridae. The coding region runs from base 463 to 2082 and encodes 539 amino acids. The record is from RefSeq and is a predicted model, not a curated record. Gene Ontology annotation, cellular component: Golgi cisterna membrane. The transcript is spliced from 8 exons. Gene Ontology annotation, molecular function: glucuronosyl-N-acetylgalactosaminyl-proteoglycan 4-beta-N-acetylgalactosaminyltransferase activity.
GUUGCUUCUUUUUUGUAUUAGCUAAACAAACAUUAGGGGGUUUUGUCAUCUGGGUAAAGUGGAUCUAGAUACAGUCUGUACUCCGUGGCAUUUACAUGAAGAUGAGAGAAGGGGCAUCUUUUCCUGUCCAAUUCGAUAGGGUGUCAAUCCCAACCAAGUAAGGCAAAGAAUGUUUGCUCCUGUGCUUCUGUAAACUACAUUUGAUCAACAACUCACUGGAAUAGCCACUCACCAACCAAAAUGGGCAGAAUGAAAUGAAAUGACAGAUUCACUUUUUAUAGUGAGCAAUCUGCAUUUCUCUGUUCAAGGAUAUAUUGCCUGCCACAUUAGUAUGUUUGGCUAAACAUACUAUUUAUGAGGACUUGAUGCAUUGCAACAAGGGUGGUCUGUUAUUCUUGGGGGAGGUUUAGCAGAAUUUGAAGCAAAUGAAGAUGUCCCAUCCUUAGACUUGAUGAGAGCGUGAUGCCCAGGCGAAGGUUAACUCUGCAGGGCCGGGCGCGCUGGCUGCUCCUUGGUCUAUUCCUGCUCCUGGUGCUGCUGCUGUUUGUCUACUUGCUUGAGUGCACCCCCCCAGCAGACGUCAGCCUGAUGCUGCCUGGCCUGGGUGCCGAGCCCUAUGGUAAGGAGUACUGCCAAGCCCUGCUGCAGGAGCAAGAGGAGCACCAUGUCAGCCGCACCACCAGCCUCAAGCGCCAGAUUGCCCAGCUCAAGCAGGAGCUCCAGGAGAUGAGUGAGAAGCUGAAGGUGCUGCAGGACAGGAAGGAGCUCCCUGGGAUACAGGGACUGGCUGACACCAAGGACCAAGAGCCUGGAGACCUCCUGGAAUACCUCCAUUCUCAAAUUGACAAGGCAGAGGUGAACACGGGUGCACGCCUGCCCAGUGAAUACGCUGUUGUCCCCUUUGAGAGCUUCACCUCCACCAAGGUGUAUCAGCUGGAGAUGGGGCUGACGCGGCACCCAGAGGAGAAGCCUGUUCGUAAGGAUCGCAGAGAUGAGCUAGUUGAGGUCAUAGAAGCAGCUCUGGAUGUCAUUAACAACCCAGAUGAGGAGGAUGGCCAGGAGGAUGAAGCACCCAUGCAGAGGCAGACCUACACAGAGAGCCACUUCACUGAGGGGCUAUACAGGACUGAACGGGAUAAAGGCACGCUCUACGAACUCUACUUUGCAAAAGAGGAUUCCAGCAGUUUCCGGCACAUCACUCUUUUCCGUCCAUUUGGUCCUUUGAUGAAGGUCAGGAGCACGUCUGUGGAGACAUCAGGGAUCAUAAUCAACAUCAUUGUGCCACUGGCAGGCAGAACAGAAACCUUCUCACAGUUCCUACACAACUUCAGGGAAGUUUGUAUCCAACAUGAUAGACAAGUGCAUUUGACCGUGGUUUACUUUGGACAGGAGGGUUUACAAGAGGUUAAGUCCUCUUUAGAAAAGAUGUCCAGGGAGGAGGACUUCUCUAACUACACCCUCAUCCCAGUGGACGAGGAGUUUUCCAGGGGCAGAGGUCUUGACAUUGGAGCCCAUGCCUGGAAGAAGGGUGAUGUGUUGAUGUUCUUCUGUGACGUGGAUAUCUACUUCACACUGGAGUUCCUCAACACUUGCCGUCUGAACUCUGCUCCAAACAAGAAAGUAUUUUAUCCAGUGGUUUUCAGUUUGUACAAUCCUGCCAUAGUUUAUGGAAAUUUGGAGCUGGCCCCCCCUAUUGAAAACCAGCUUAUUCAUAAGAAAGAUGCUGGUUUCUGGAGAGACUUUGGCUUUGGAAUGACAUGUCAAUACCGCUCAGACUUCCUCAACAUUGGCGGUUUUGAUCUUGAAGUAAAGGGCUGGGGUGUGGAAGACGUCCACUUGUACAGAAAAUACCUGCGAAGCGACUUAAUUGUCAUGCGAACACCGGUAUCAGGUCUAUUCCACUUGUGGCACGAGAAGCAGUGUGCAGAUGAGUUGACACCAGAGCAGUACCGCAUGUGCAUUCAGUCCAAAGCCAUGAACGAGGCCUCACACUCCCAUCUGGGCAUGCUGGUGUUCCGAGAGGAGAUUGAGAAUCACCUCCGCAAGCAAGCCUUCAAGACUCAGCUCAAAGCAGAUGAUUGAACCGGUUUGUUUCCAACGUGGACGUCAUAGUCCCUUUGUGCAACUUACAGUCAAGGCGCUGAUGUUUUAGAAGACAUUAGAAUGGCAGUACUAAAUAUGGUUAAUUAUUAAAAUGCACUAUAGAAAAAAGCUGUUUACACAAAAACCUCCAGUUAUUUGUUAUAGUUUAGCUGAAGACACAGAUGAAUGUACUAAAAUGUACAGUUACAUUGAUAAAUGUGAAAAAUCCAAGUGAUAGACCUGAAUAGCACUACCUGCAUUAACAUCAAAAGACUAAACAUCUGUAAAGUUUGGACUAUCAGGCAAAGGUCCAACCAAACUAAGGAUUGGGUCCCUUUAAAAAAAUAAAAUAAAAUUUUUUAGUUGUCCCAUGCCAGUCUCAAGCCAUAUCGUUAUAUUUUUUUAAUUCACGUGAAACCUGGGUUUAAAUGAUGGUAAAAAGGGAUGAUUUUUAUAUUAGCAUAGGCUUUAUUGAAAGGGAAAGACAAUCAGUCAAUGUUUUCUUUGCAUAGAAAACUGCUUGUAAUGUGAUAAAAUAAAUAGAAAUUUGAUCAAAAGCAUACAGUCCAUAAAUAUUCCUAAUCUAUGUUCAUCUCCAAAGAAAAAUAUUCUUAGAGCUGGGUUAAACCAUACAUGAUGGAGCCAUUAAAUGACAGUUGCGCUGUGGCAAAUCUGGGAUUAUUAACAUGUACAUAACUUUUCUGUGUACAUAAUUAUAAUUGUCUAUGUUUUUAUAAUACGAUACAUGUGUGCCUACUAGCUGGGUGUGGGAAUAUGAAAGACGAGAUUAUACUCUAUACCUCUUUACGGUUGAUGUCAUUGAUUAAAAUGAAUGACAAUACAUAGAGCAGCAUUCACAACUGAAAAUAGUACAUGUUGGUCCUGAUCAUUUCUGCUGAGAAAAACAUUGCUGGAAAGAGAUAUUUACACUUGCAAGAAUGUGACCUUAUCAGACAGCUCUUUAUUUUGUUAAAUGUCUUCAAAAACUGAAGCUGAACAUUAUUAAAAAUGGAUAGGUUACGGUUGCAUUUUGUCUGUACACAAACAUGCCAGUUUUGUGGCAUUUCUGUUCCUUGUUAGUUAUGUUUAACAUUGCCAUUCCAACUAUUUUACCCUGCUGCAUGGUUCUCUAGAUUAUUUCUAGAAAGGUUUAUUUUUUAAGGAUUCUGUUUUUAACUGAGCUCUACUCAACACCAAUACAAUAAAAACACUUAACAAAUGA